CUUGAACAUUCCAAGCCAAUCUCUCCCCUCAGCUGCCCGAAAUCAUGCCGAGGUUCCUCUCGUCUCCGGCCCACUCCCCUCGAGCGGCAGCUUCUCAACUCCCAGCCAAUGAGAUCACCACUCUCAAUCCAUUCCCUGCCGACAUCAUCGAUAUCAUCUUUGACCAUCUUGAAGCGGUAAUCCCUAUCACGCUCGCCUGCCUUUCCAAAUCAUGUUAUGACAAAAUUAUCCCUAAAAUCUACCGAAAUGUGACGAUCUCCAAGAAGAAUGCCACGAAAGUAUUCUACGGUAUGUGUUCCGACCAGACCGCAGAACUGCCGUACCCGUAUGGAGGUUUCCUCUUCUCCACGAGGAAGGCUGAGGCGUUCAAGCAUACUACACGGGUGGCUUUUCAAGACAUUUGGGCUGCAGAGGCCAUUGUUAUGGCUGCGAGAGAAUACCCUACACACGAAUUCGGCUUCAUGGCGAAAGAAAACAGCUAUCCUAUGCUGUUCCCAUCGGUAAAGUACGUACUUUUGGGGAAAGACAUACUGCGCUCUCUACCAGACACUGCUCAGGAUGUCAACAUAGCGGAGCAGCGCCGGUGGGAGACAAAUCAUGUGAUGAGUGUAGACAAUAUCAAGAAAAUGGAAUGGAUCGAGCAUCAUGGGAAUUACUACGUCACAGCGGGCGAGUUUGAAGAUCUUCUGUUUCGCAUGGUCGAUCCAGAAAUUGUAUGUUUUGACAUGAUGUAUGUCGAUUCGUCAAAGGGGAACAGCUAUAAUGGGGCUUUAGUCACCGAUUCUCUCAAUUUGCACCCGCCUAAAGGUCGAGUCGUUAUCCACUGGUUCUUCUAUGAUCCACUGGACCAACGUCCUCUAUUCGGAGAGCUUGAACCUUCAAUCCUUAUCAGUAUCGUCUUUCACACUUCUCCUCCUCCCAACGAACCUAUUUCCGAUCCCGAAAUUGCCGCAGCUUUCAAAGCCUUCUCCCAGCUGUCACCCAUAUUGCAGGCGAAAGAAUUGGCUUUAGCUGUGGAUAAACUUAUCGAGGAGAUCCUGAUGUACGGUCAGCUUGUAGGCCAGGACAGAUUACCAGGGCCCGAAGAGACACAGUCAUGUGAGAUUGAGCUUUGUAUGCCGAAUGCAAAGAUGGUGAGGGAUAUAUGGAAAGGGACAGGGACGGAGUUGUCGGAAAUGUGGGUUAGGUUCACUACGGAAUGGGAGAAGAUUAUAAAGUUUAAGGAUUUGGAGGAUAUGGAGCCUUGUGGGGCUUGUGGAAGGAAAUAAGCGGUUCGAAACUGCUUAGGAAUCAGAUGUAUUUCUUUACAUGAGAUACGAUCUUGGAGUAUAUGAUACGAACAUAGAUUGGCCAAUAGAUAUUCAUUCACACCAUUUCAUUUCAUUUCAUUUCCAUUAUAAAGCACAUAGAGUUUGUCCCAUCAUGAAAAGAUCC
Molecule: messenger RNA, 1434 nt
Organism: Cryptococcus deneoformans JEC21
Lineage: Eukaryota; Fungi; Basidiomycota; Tremellomycetes; Tremellales; Cryptococcaceae
Product: expressed protein
Exons: 3
Coding region: 45-1268 (407 amino acids)
Source: RefSeq, a predicted model, not a curated record